Messenger RNA from Cylas formicarius (sweet potato weevil), 882 nucleotides. Its product is annotated as putative gustatory receptor 28b. The transcript is spliced from 6 exons. Lineage: Eukaryota; Metazoa; Arthropoda; Insecta; Coleoptera; Brentidae. Gene Ontology annotation, cellular component: membrane; dendrite; neuronal cell body. The coding region runs from base 1 to 882 and encodes 293 amino acids. Gene Ontology annotation, biological process: sensory perception of taste. The record is from RefSeq and is a predicted model, not a curated record.
AUGUUUGACAAAGUAGACGUGGAGAUAAUAAGAGCGGGCCUUAGUAUCGAUUACCGACAGUUCAGAAAAAUCUACAGAAAGCUGAUAAUUAUAGCGAUUUGCUCUGGAUUUUGUAAAUCGCUAUCUCAUAUCCUUGUUUUCCAAUCUCUUUCCGUUCAAUGUUUAACUGCUAACCUAUCCAAAGUAAUCAACAUUCUAAGAAAAUAUUUCGUCAUAGUGAUGAUGCUCCACGUUGAUAUAAGAUUUUUGGAAAUCAAUAACGGAAUGAAGCGGCUUAUUUCAAAAGUCGACUCCGGCACCAAAUUGGCAUUGAUCUUUACAGAGGAGCAUAGCCAGAUAACAGAUCGGCUUCAUACAUACUGUUACAUUCAUCGAACUUUGAGUCAGGCUGCCUGCAAGCUUAACGAUAUCUUCUCGAUGGAAUUACUAUUUUCGUUGGCACUAUCUCUAGUUUCUGUGUUGCAUUUCUCUUAUUUCCUUUAUUUCGUAUCGACAAAGGAAAACGGUUUCUCGAAUAACACUGACAUCUAUUCUAUCGUUUUCUGCGUGGUGUCACUUGUUGAUGAAAUGAUUGUCGUCUUCAUUGUUAUUUCUAGUUAUACCAACGUAUGCGAUACGGCGAAUGAAAUCACAAGUCUUUUGCACGAGCUAAGAAAUAAAAUUUCGAAUUCUGAAUUUGACGAACAAGUCCAGAUAAUAUGUAUACAACUAUUACAUCAAAGAUUAAAGUUCAGCGCUCGAGGAUUUUUCCAAAUUGAUUAUAGUCUCAUUUAUUCGAUGGCAAGCCAUUUGGUUAAUUAUUUUAUCAUAUUGGUGCAAUAUGCUCAGUCGGUGCAAAAUUACCUAAAGCAACAACAGCGGCAAAAUAAUAGAGAGUUUUAA